UACAUGGAUACGAAUGUUGCACUGCGGCAUAAUUCACUUCUAGAGGCAAGAAUUUGUUCACCUAACUGUGCUGCUAAUACAGUCUCAGAUGUUUCCGAAUGCUAAUUGAUGCCUGCUGCUAUAAAUUGGAACGUCGCAAUACUGUAAUUUGAAAUCAAAUACAGCCAAUUUCUAAUUUCUUCGAAUCAAUUCCCGACCGAAACAAUGCCAGAUGUACAUUGUAAUGCUAUACGUAUACGAGGCCCAGGAUAAGGUUGGCGAAUAGAACAAAUCGAUUAAACUACAUUUCAAAAUCAACAUUACUUUGGGCAAGAACUUGGUACUUGGUGGGAGAUUCAAAGAAUUGACUAAUGGCGCUGGUAGAGGAGGCAGAGAAUGCGCCGUUGAGUCAUUCCUUCAGGCUUGUCAUAUUGGGCUCGCCGAAGACAGGUAAAACCAGCAUCGUUUCAAGAUUCUUAGACAAUAAAUUCACAGAUGUUUAUACACCUACCAUUGAGGAUUUUCACAGAAAGGUUUAUCGUAUACGCGGGGAGGCGUAUCGACUUGAUAUCCUGGACACAUCUGGGAAUCAUCCUUAUCCAGCUAUGCGUCGUCUUUCUCUCCUCACAGGAGACCUCUUUCUGCUUACAUACAGCAUCGACAAUUUCGAAUCAUUUGAAGAAGUAAAAUGUCUCCGAGAACAAAUCCUAGAGACAAAGGGAAUAACUCCGAACCAACGAGAAAAGCUUCUAGAGAUCCCAAUGGUUGUUAUUGGAAACAAAGUCGACAAAUCAGAUUUACGUGUUGUGGAUAGAAAUCUCGUAAAGGACUAUUGUGCUUCUCAGAUAGGAGUCGCUCACAUCGAAGGCUCGGCAAAGAAAGAUAUUAACAUCGAAGCAGUGUUUUUAAAACUGUUUAUGAUGGCGCAUCUACCGACAGAAAUGAGUCCUUCUUUACAUAGAAAGGUCACUCCUAAUUACGUCGGCAGCUCCAGCCCCAAGGGUCUUAGGGCUGUUGGACUUCGGCGAAAACUAAGCGAUGCAUGCGGUGCAAUCACACCCCAUGUGAGAAGACCAAGCAUACGCACUGAUCUCAUGAUUAUACAAGCCAAACAAAGUAGUACAGAUAAAGAUGAUGUAAAACGAAAAGAAAGUAAAUGUUGUUUAAUGUAAAAUUAAUGUCCUUUGCAAAAUAAAAAGUAGGAAAAUCCAUGGAUUAUCCAAGUUAAUUCUAUUGAUGAAAUGUACUUAGAAAUUAGCAGGCUAAACAUUCAAAAAGCCCGCGCCUG
Owenia fusiformis is the source of this 1267-nucleotide messenger RNA. NCBI's taxonomy places the organism in Eukaryota, Metazoa, Annelida, Polychaeta, Sabellida, Oweniidae. The record is from the annotation of a GenBank genome assembly.